CCGAUGCCCGUCGCCAGUGACACCAAGACAACAGCUGCAGGUUCUGCGCUAGCUGCCGAGCGGCACCGGGAGCCGGAGCGGAGUGAACGUGGGGCGGUAGCGGCCAGCGGAUGGCAGAAACAACUUCCAGAAACUCCCAGUAAACUUCCUCAAAAUAUCAUUGAUCCAGAUGAAGGCAUAUGUCUAUUCCUGAACCAGGAAUUCCUGAAUCCUGCUGAUUUGGAACCAAUUAUUUCAAGGCGGUUGGUACCUAUCUGGAAAUGUACUUUUAACUCAGAAAAGACUAUUUAGAGCGCUGGGCAUGGUAGUGCACGCUUGUAAUCCCAGCGACCUGGGAGGCUGAGGCAGGAGGAUCGCAAGUUCAAGGAACAGCAAUGGAAGAAGACAGUGAAGAAAUGCAUCCUAUCAACCUUAAGAAGAUUUCCCAGUAGCCUCGUGUGCUUUAAUUUGCAUCUCACUAUCAUUGGCCAGAAUUUGUCAUGUGGUCAGAGUCAGCCGCAAUAAAAGCUGGGAAAUGUAUUUUUUAAACUAUGCUCAUUACCUCUAUUCUGAGAUGGGGACUGAAAACAAAGAGGUGAUUAAGGAAGAAAUUUUUGAAGAAUCUGAGCUGCAUGGGCCAACGUUAGAAAAACUUCCAAAAGUGGUUUACCAAGUUCAUGGGUUUGGAGCAGCUUGUGAAGAAGACAUAUUAGAGGGACAUUCGAGAGAGUCCUCAGAAGACAUUACACAACAGAUGUCUCCCCAGGAGAGAGAUUUUGCACCAGGGUUGAUAAUCUUUAAGAAAUCACCCUCAAGUGAGAAAGACCAACAGGAUAGUGAAAGUGAGAGAGGCUGCAGUCCUACUCCUAAUCUGGUGACACAUCAGGGAGAUGCUACAGCAGGGAGUGUCAGUACAUUUGCUACCUCUGGCCAGAAUUUUAUAGAGAAUUUAGAACCUAACAGAAUUCGGAGGACAUCUGUGGGGGAAAAGCCUCAUUCAUGUAAAGAAUGUGGGAAAGCCUUUAAUCAGAACUCACAUCUCAUCCAGCAUAUGAGAGUUCAUAGUGGAGAAAAACCCUUUGAAUGCAAAGAAUGUGGAAAGACAUUUGGAACUAACUCAAGCCUUCGAAGACACCUGAGGAUUCAUGCUGGAGAGAAACCCUUUGCUUGUAAUGAAUGUGGAAAGGCCUUCAUCCAGAGUUCACAUCUUAUCCAUCAUCAUAGGAUUCACACCGGAGAGAGACCCUAUAAAUGUGAAGAAUGUGGUAAAGCCUUCAGUCAGAAUUCAGCCCUUAUUCUACACCAGAGAAUCCACACUGGAGAGAAACCUUAUGAAUGUAAUGAGUGUGGGAAGACCUUUAGGGUUAGCUCACAGCUUAUUCAGCAUCAGAGAAUUCAUACUGAAGAAAGAUACCAUGAGUGCAAUGAGUGUGGCAAAGCCUUCAAGCAUAGCUCAGGCCUUAUUAGACACCAGAAAAUUCAUACUGGAGAAAAACCCUAUCUGUGUAAUGAAUGUGGGAAGGGCUUUGGUCAGAGUUCUGAACUUAUUCGGCAUCAAAGAAUUCACACAGGAGACAAACCCUACGAAUGUAACGAAUGUGGGAAAACCUUUGGCCAGAACUCAGAGAUUAUUAGACACAUUAGAAUUCAUACUGGUGAGAAGCCCUACGUAUGUAAAGAAUGUGGGAAGGCCUUUAGGGGGAAUUCAGAACUUCUUAGACAUGAGAGAAUUCACACUGGAGAGAAACCCUAUGAGUGUUUCGAGUGUGGGAAGGCCUUCAGGCGGACAUCUCACCUUAUUGUCCACCAGAGGAUCCAUACUGGAGAAAAACCCCAUCAAUGUAAUGAGUGUGCAAGAACCUUUUGGGAUAACUCUGAGCUGCUUCUCCACCAAAAAAUUCAUAUUGGAGAAAAGCCUUAUGAGUGUAGUGAGUGUGAGAAAACAUUCAGCCAGCACUCCCAACUUACCAUACAUCAGAGAAUUCACACUGGAGAGAAGCCUUAUGAGUGUCAAGAGUGUCAGAAGACCUUCAGUCGGAGCUCUCACCUCCUCCGACAUCAAAGCAUUCAUUGUAUGGAAUGACCUGCAAAAUAGAAAAACUUUUUUGGGAAAGGCUAAUGUCAGACUUAUUUGUCAUAAUAUUCACACAUCCCAAAUUCUCAGAUGAAAUGAAAAGAAAGAACCUCUCUCCUUCUACUAAUUUUUUAAAAUUUCAAUAGUUGGUUGAAAAAGGAUGAGGCACUUUUAUGAACUAUUCAUUGAGAAGUUUUAUGUACUGGGUUAAAUCAUAAAAGCUGUCUCAGGCCUUAAUUCUCAUUUGUCCCUUUUCCCUUCCCUUCUUUCCUUCUCCCCCAGUGGAUUAUAUAACAUUAGGGGUCUGUAUCUGCCAUCUGUCCUACAUGGUUGCUCUUCUAAAAAAUGGGGGAACAGGAUUCACCACCUCCUAAAAAUUACAGAGUUGACUCAUUGAAUUUACGCCAUGAAAAACAUGUUAGAAAAUCAUGACCUAGAUGACACAUCUCAUUCUUGUGUCCACUGUUUAGCCUUGGAAUAAUUUAGCAUGCUUCUAUUAAUAGCCUCAAAAUCUUCCAGCUAUGCUAUCAAGUUCCCUUAGAAGAUGGCAGCAUUAAAGAAAAAGCAGGAAGCUUGGGUCAUUUCACAUUUCCUGCUAGGUUUCCUCAUUCAUCUGAAGAGGGUAUCAUUGAAGGAGGAAACUGACAGUCCAUUUACAGAAUUGUAAGUGAAGGCCAUAGGAUCCAAAGGGACUGAUUAGGCAAGGCCACAGGAUAAACAGUUGAGGCCAGAAUACUCAGCAUGGGCAAAGGGUCUCCUUGGCAGCUAUCCCCACUUCAGGGCUGCCCAGACUGACUGCUACAAGAAUUUUGCUGCGUUUGCUUUUGGUCUCAGCUUCUGCUGCUGCUGCUAUAUAAGGAAGUAUCAGAGAGAACUGUGUGGUUUUACCUCUACUAGUCAUCUGGCCACAGUAACGAGCUGGUUCACCUGACUAACCAGGCCUGGCUUUGCCAAAGCACGUUAACACUCAUAACCUGGAUCCCACUGCUGCUGGUUCUGAUGGGCUGAAAUAUGAUAGCUUCUUCUUGGUCUGAUGGUCUUGAAAUUUGAAAUUUUCUUUUUUCAACAUCUUUACAUGUUUUUUGUAUUCUAUAUGUCAUUUCUUCUUUAAGAAAACACAUCCUUCAUUUUUCAUGUCUUUUUCUAUUUUUGGUACUGGGGAUUGAAUCCAGGGGCACUCAACCACUGAGCCAUAACCCCAGCCUUUUUUUGUAUUCUAUUUAGGGAUAGGUUCUCAUUGAGUUGUUUAGUGCUGGCUCUGAACCUGCGAUCCUCCUGCCUCAGCCUCCUGAGCCUCUGGGAUUAUAAGCAUGCACCACUGCGCCCAACUCACGUCCAAUUUUGAGGCAAUGGGUGAUAGUAGGAAUUGCACUAAUGGGGCAUGGAGUCUGGUCUGAGAGUUAGACCUUGAAUAAGGCACUUCACUUGCUGCUCUCUAAUUUUAUCUGUAAAAUGAGGGGAGUUGAACUAAAUGCUAAAUGAUCUCUGACACUUCUACCAACCCAAUAAUUUUUUGA
Molecule: messenger RNA, 3570 nt
Organism: Ictidomys tridecemlineatus (thirteen-lined ground squirrel)
Lineage: Eukaryota; Metazoa; Chordata; Mammalia; Rodentia; Sciuridae
Source: RefSeq, a predicted model, not a curated record